Molecule: messenger RNA, 2769 nt
Organism: Amphiprion ocellaris (clown anemonefish)
Lineage: Eukaryota; Metazoa; Chordata; Actinopteri; Pomacentridae
Product: gastrin-releasing peptide receptor-like
Exons: 3
Coding region: 1-1083 (360 amino acids)
Biological process (GO): G protein-coupled receptor signaling pathway
Cellular component (GO): membrane
Molecular function (GO): G protein-coupled peptide receptor activity
Source: RefSeq, a predicted model, not a curated record
AUGUCUCUGGAGGAUCCGCUCAUCUGGACCCCCGAGGACAGCAGCGCUUCCCCCCCGAAUGUCUCCGAAGCGUUUUGGGACUCAGCAGGAGAGCAGCAGCGGUACAACAUCUGGCUCCCGGGCUUCGGGAUCGCCGCCGUUUAUGGGUUCAUCAUCAUCGUGGGUCUCGUUGGAAAUGUCACCCUAAUGAAGACGUGUCUGCAGGUGAAGUCCAUGCGCACGGUGCCCAACCUGUUCCUGUCCAGCCUGGCUCUGGGCGACCUGCUGCUGCUGGUCACCUGUGCCCCGGUGGACGCCAGCAAGUACCUGGUGGACCAGUGGCUGUUCGGCCGAGUGGGCUGCAAACUGAUCGCCUUCAUCCAGCUCACCUCGGUGGGAGUCUCCGUGUUCACCCUCACCGCGCUCUCUGCAGACAGGUACAAAGCCAUUGUGAAACCUCUGGAUAUCCACCAGUCUAGUGCUACGCUCAGUUUCAGAUUACGAGUCGGAGUGAUCUGGCUGCUCUCUGGGACUCUGGCCAUUCCCGAAGCCGUCUUCUCCGACCUGCACACCUUCACAACCAGCCACACCAACGAGACAUUCAAGACCUGUGCUCCUUACCCCCAGACCGGACAGCUGCAUCCCAAGAUCCACUCCACCGCCUCCUUCCUCAUCUUCUACAUCGUCCCGCUCUUCAUCAUAUCCGUCUACUACUGCUUCAUCGCUCGCAGUCUGGUCAGCAGCUCAGCGGACAUCCCUGCUGAGGGACACCUGCACCUCCAGAAACAGAUCAAGUCCAGGAAGCGUUUGGCCAAAACUGUGCUGGUGUUUGUUGGUUUGUUUGCGGUCUGCUGGCUGCCCAACCAUGUGAUCUACCUGUACCGUUCCUACCACUACGGCCAGGCAGACACGUCGCUGGGCCACUUCAUCGCCAGCGUGUGUGCUCGCAUCCUGGCCUUCACCAACUCCUGCGUCAACCCGUUUGCUUUGUACCUGAUGAGCAAAAGCUUCAGCAAACACUUCAACAAGCAGCUGCAGUGCUGCACCUCCCCAAGACGCAUGUACAGCCAGAACAGUGGGAGAACAAACAUCACCACCGUCUGAGGGAGUCUGUGAUUUGGUGAGGUUAACAUUUGUGCUUUAUCAGGACUCAAGUCACAUUCAGUUUCAGGGAACACAGUGAUAACAUGUUUAAAAAUAUCUUAGUUGUCAAAACAAAGAAAAUAAGAGGUGCUAUUUAAAACAAAAUGAUCAAAAGUCAAAUCCAGCUCCUUCAGAUCUAAAGCUGCUUGUUGCAAAUCCAAGAACAGUAUCUUUUCUGUUUACUUGAGAUGAGACUCUCUUUGUGCAUGUUCCCUGACAGCUAAGGCAUAAUAUUAACAAAGGUCCUGAUAGAUGGUUUCUCUGUAUUCUAAGUGUGUGCUGGUGGGGGAAAAAAAAAACAACUAUUUAUAUGUAAAAUGAGUAUUUUCAUGCAUCAUUUAUGGUUUGAAAUGAAAAUUAGAUGUGCUCAGGUGCCAUUUGUGCAGUAAACCAUUAAACAACCAGAUGAUUGGUUGUCUGUAUAUAGUUUUAUCUACAGUUUACCAUUAUUGAACUAGAAUGUCUCCAUAAACCUGUGACAUUGCAGUAUUAAACUCAUAAAAUAUAUGUAGUGAAGAUUUUGAAAGAAGUUCAAACGUAUUAUGUGUAUGUGACUGACUGACGGUGGAUGUAGCUGUGAAUUCUGGUGAAGAUGAAGGUCACUAAUUCUGUGUCAGCUCAGUUGUGAAAGAAGGUCACGAUCUGCCCUUCUGUUCCUGAGUUAUAGUGCUGAAUAAUGGCUACAAAGGUGUUUUUGCUGGACAUUGCGUUGUCAAAUGAAGCUGAUCUUUGGCUUCUUUAGAUAGAAAAUGCAACGACUUCUUCAUUUUUUUUCCUAUUGGACCUUUGUGUGAAAUGUUUCCAGAAUCACAGAGUAAAUUCUGACUUUCUGAACAAAACGCUCUGCAAGAUCCCCCCUGAUCUUUGACCUUUGAUCAGUCAGUUCAUCAUUCAGUGGGUUUUUGUGCAAGAAGAAGAAAUGCCCUCAAGGCAUUCCUGAGAAAUCUAGUUCAGAGAAACCGGACUGACAGGCACAAUGGAAACCUGAACACAAUGCCUCCAGCUGUAACUGUUGCUGAAAAAUAGGCCAAUAAAAAUGAGACGACGACGACGACAGUGGAGCAGAAAUUUCCUCUGACAUUUGAAACAGUCAAACUGCAGGCAGUAAUUACUGCUUAUCUCUUUACUGGAAAAGUUAUUACGCAAGAUUUAUUGGUAAUAAAGUUGUAAAAUGUUAUGAUGCUACAGCCCAAUAUCAUGCUUUAUGAUCGUAGUGAUGUAAAUGUAAUGUGAGGUACUUUUUGAUGCAUUGGUUAAUGUUUCUUUUGUUAGGCUAUUUGUUCAUUCUGAAUUAAGUGUUUAAAAGUAAUAUAUAUUCCUCUAAAUGUCUUGAUUCAAGUCGAUAUAUAAUAUGCCGUGUUGAAGUGAACUAACGCAGCUCAGUGUGCUGGAGGAAGCAUUACAGCAUGGAAAAAAUGUGAAUUAUAUUUCUAGAAAAAAAAAAUGUGUCAGAUUCAAAAAAGGAGGGAAUUAUUCUUUCAUGUUUUAAGUGUUUAAAAUGCAACUGUUACUCAGUGUUCUGAUUCAUCUGUUGAUUAUUUUCAUGAAUAUUUCAUUAAUUGUUGAGUCUUAAAAAAAUGUCAUAAAAUACAAUUUCUGAGUGUCUGUUUUUGUUUUGACCAAAAGUGCAAAAAUAAAAAACUUCAA